Molecule: messenger RNA, 2004 nt
Organism: Brienomyrus brachyistius
Lineage: Eukaryota; Metazoa; Chordata; Actinopteri; Osteoglossiformes; Mormyridae
Product: BTB/POZ domain-containing protein KCTD9-like
Exons: 12
Coding region: 105-1277 (390 amino acids)
Biological process (GO): protein homooligomerization
Molecular function (GO): protein binding
Source: RefSeq, a predicted model, not a curated record
CAGCGCGUUAGUUUGUCUCUUUAAAAACGUUCCAUGGUUGGACUUGUCUCUUGGCGUUUAAAUAUACGAAUAUUACAAAUUAAGGCAUUUAAUAUUUUUUUAUUAUGAGGAGGGUUACGCUAUUUGUGAACGGGACCUCUAAAAACGGCAAGGUGGUGGCGGUGUAUGGGACAUUAGUUGACCUGCUGUCAGUUGCCAGUGCCAAACUGGGUAUCAGAGCCUCCAACAUAUACAAUGGGAAAGGCGGUCUGAUUGAUGACAUCGCCCUCAUCAGGGAUGAUGAUGUGCUGUAUGUGUCUGAGGGAGAUUCCUUCGUUGAGCCACAAUGUGAAAAUGGAGGCCCCGAUGAUCACUGCUUCUGGGCUGAUACGGAUUGGCUAACUCUGAAUGUGGGGGGUCGCUGUUUUACCACCACAAGGAGCACGCUGGUCAGCAAGCAGCCAGAGAGCAUGCUGGCGCACAUGUUCAAGGACAAAGAUGUGUGGGGUAACAAAUGCGACGAGCGCGGCGCCUACUUGAUCGACCGCAGUCCUGACUACUUUGAGCCCAUCCUGAACUACUUGCGUCAUGGACAGCUGAUAGUCAAUGAGGGCAUCAACCUGCUAGGGGUUCUAGAGGAGGCCCGAUUCUUUGGCAUUGAGCAGCUGGCUGAACAGCUGGAAGGGGUGAUAAAGAAUUCCCAACCUCCUGACGAUCACUCCCCCAUCUCUCGGAAGGAAUUUGUGCGAUUCCUGCUAGCUACACCCACCAAGGCAGAACUGCGCUGCCAGGGUCUGAACUUCAGUGGUGCAGAUCUGUCUCGUCUCGACCUGCGCUACAUCAACUUCAAGAUGGCCAACCUGAGCCGCUGCAAUCUCACGCAUGCCAACCUCUGCUGUGCCAACCUGGAGCGAGCGGACCUGUCAGGUGCCAACCUGGAUAAUGCCAAUUUGCAGGGUGUGAAGAUGCUGUGUUCCAAUGCAGAGGGAGCGUCACUCAAAGGGUGCAACUUUGAGGACCCUGCAGGUGCGAAGGCCAACCUAGAAGGAGCCAAUCUUAAGGGUGUGGACAUGGAGGGCAGCCAGAUGACUGGGAUCAACCUGCGUGUGGCCACACUGAAGAACGCCAAGCUGAAGAACUGCAACCUGCGUGGGGCCACCCUGGCUGGCACAGACUUGGAGAACUGUGACCUAUCGGGCUGUGAUCUCCAAGAGGCAAAUCUGCGGGGCUCCAAUGUCAAAGGUGCAAUCUUCGAGGAGAUGCUGACUCCGCUGCACAUGUCCCAGAGUGUCAGAUAACCUCCGGCGCCUUCCCCCAAACAAACCAUGCUGACCAGUAUACAGUAAGCAUACCAGUAUGCCAAAACGGACUGUUGUAUGUUUAUGAGUCUCACAGCCUUCAUAGCUGGAUUGCUAUUUUGUGAGAUGGGCUGAACAGCCUCCUUCUGUUCUGAAAUAUUUCUUAUGUGUGCCGGCCAUGACAUGUCCCCCCCCACAACACCCACGCUUUGGAUUAACAAUUUUCAGGAUGGGAUAUAGAAAUAUUCCCCAUAUCGGAAACACUAGGUUGUUACACACGCUGUACUCAGCUGAAGGAUUGUACUUUGACAUUCCACCAAAUAUACAAGGUUUGGUAAUUGAACCAGAAAUUGGUUAUCAUGUUUACACCAAUGUAUUGUUUCCAAGCUACAGUGUUACUCUUUGGAGUAGCUACAAAAGCCCUGUAACCAGUGCACUCCGAAUGUGGUCAGUACUAUCACAGUUUGCAUGUCCUGUCUGUGCCAGCUGUGGAGACACUCUGCUCAAGAUUUUGCUGCAUUAUCCAUCUUGAUUAUGCAUGCCUUGUGCACUGCUGGCAUGGCUGCCAGUUCUAAUCAUCACUGGCGUGCUCAUCUGGAUACAGGUUUAGACUUUCAGCCAUGAUAUGGUGUUAAUUUUGUUAGAAAUGCAUGUUUGCGUUUUUUUGGAUCAGUGAAUCCAUUGUCCAGCAUGCUGGUUAUAACAGAAUAAAAACUUUCAGGGUAAA